GCAACCCGCUGUGUUGACAUAGCCCGGCGAGGAAUAAGGGCCCCGGGCGAACAUCGUUCGUGGUUCUGCCUUGGUGAGACCUCGACCCCGCGGGCACCAUGCGCAAACUGAGCCUGCAGCGGGACCUGGCCGAGGCGGCUGCGCUGGAGCGGAGGCGGCAGCACGAGCUGCACAGGCAGAGCCGCAUCUUCAACGCCCGAGUCAGGACCAUCGGGGUUGAUAAGGAUGCUUUGGAUACUCAAAUCAAUGAUAAGAAGAUUCAAGAGGCAAAUGAGAAAGCACGACAUGAUACAAUUGCUGGUGAAAUGAAGCAAAAUGACAAGAUCAUCUGUAUGUUAGAGGAACGGCAGAAACAGGACAUCAAAAACCUAAACAAAGCCGUCACUGAGUUUCAACAGAAUUUUCAGAAGCCUGAAACUCGGCGCGAGUUUGAUUUGUCUGACCCACAGUCCCUGAAGAAGGAUACUCCUGCUCGCCUCUCUGACAGUGACCCUCGAUGUACUGUAUCUGGCUUGCAGAAGUUUCUAGGAGAAGAUUUAAACCAUGAUCAGAGGGUGAAAUUUCAAAAGGAGCAGUCAAGAGAAUGGUCUCUACAGCAACAGAGAGACUGGAAGAAUGCAUUAGCAGACCAGAAAUUUGCAGAGGAUCUCCAUGACAAGAACAGGAUAGGCCUAGAUCAAAAGGCUAUGGAACUACAAAGAAAAGAAGUAGAAACCAGACAAGCUGUUUGUGCAGCUACCAAGGAUUUUAAUAGAACCCAGGCUGCAGAAUUUGCAGAAAGAAAAAUGCUAGAAAAGCGUCAGGAAGAAGAAGAUAAUGUGGCUGAAAUUUCUAACCUCCUUCGAGGAGACUUGCUUUCUGAAAACCCAGAACAAGCAGCCAGUUUGUUUGGGCAACAUCGUGUGAUUACUGAUCGAUGGAAAGGAAUGAACCAGGAUCAGCUGAUGGCAAUACGUUACACUCAACAGCAACAAGUUCUGGAGAAACUGAGGCUGCAGGAGGAAGAACGGCAAAGAAAUGCAGAGUGGGACAGGCAACGUAUACAGGCUGCCAGAGCACAACUUCUUUUUGAGCGGCAUCAGCAGCGACUAAAUCGAGAACUUCGCAGAGCUCUGGAUAAUACUAAUGCACAACUCUCCCAGGAGCAGAAAUCAAAAAAAAUUUAUCUUCAGGAGGAAGUGUAUUCAAAUUUUCCAACAGGCCAAUAUUUCACACAGUUUAAUACAACUAGCCGGUGACAUAUGAGACACAUCCACUCUCUGAAAUAUAAAUGUAUGUAAGGUUUAUAGAAAUAUUAAAGUUUGAUUAAGUUUCACUGCUUUUCUAUGUUUUUCCCCAAAUUUCCAGUUAAGAUAUUUGUGCAUUAAAACAAAUCCAUAUUUUCCUUAUGGCAUAUACUUGUAAGUCAUAAGCCUGAUGAUUGGUAUUCCUUGUAAUUAAUGAUAAAUAUAGAGAUUGCUACUGAUUUACGUUUUUGGUUUGGGGGAUAUUUUAUAAUUAACAUUUCUCAGGAGGAAAAGGAAAAUAAUCGCAAAUAACACUGAAAUGAUUGAGUGCUAAUUUAGAGAAGUUAUU
This is a messenger RNA of Chelonoidis abingdonii (Abingdon island giant tortoise), 1575 nucleotides long. RefSeq names its product RIB43A domain with coiled-coils 2 (gene RIBC2). The record is from RefSeq and is a predicted model, not a curated record. Lineage: Eukaryota; Metazoa; Chordata; Testudines; Testudinidae.